Molecule: messenger RNA, 378 nt
Organism: Symbiodinium natans
Lineage: Eukaryota; Dinophyceae; Suessiales; Symbiodiniaceae
Source: the annotation of a GenBank genome assembly
AUGAUUUUGAUGGCCUGGCUGCUGGCUAUGAACAUGGCUGUCCCAGCAUGUGGCCAUGCAGAUGAUGAGACACAUUGUUUCAUGCAGGUUCAUGCACGAGAAACGAUCUCGAUGGAGCACCCGAUUGCUGCAAUGCACAGUGAUUGGAGUGUGCUGCCGUCUACCCGGAUUGCUGCAUUUGUUCAAUCAGCUGUACUUCGAGGUCAAGUGCCGGUUGGCCACCGCAUCAUGUUUACGGGCAGCGUGAUACUCACCGUCGUCGUAGUAGCUGCUUGGAUCAUGUUGCUGCACCAGAGCUCAGCCAAGCCGGGACAAUUCAGCUCAGGAAUCCUGUCGUCAAAGGCAUCCAGCACUGCAUCUCCUGAGAUGGCAACCUGA